CUGUCUGAGGUGUCUACGGUAGCUGGGGCUCCAAGGAAGACUGCUGGAGCGUGCAGCGGCGGCGGGCAUCUGUUGAAGCCGACAAUUUAUCGCCAGACACACAAUGUCCACCCAGCACCUUAAGACGGCAACGGCCGGGGAUUUGUUUAACACCUCCGAAAACACUUCCCUAGCGAUUCCCUCAGAAAGGCAAGGAAAGACCGAUACUACCCGACAGCAGCGCGUCUUGGAGCAAGUCAACACGAUCAAAAGGAAAAAGUCAAAGUAUGGGACCAUCGCACAGAGCACCAUCAAAAAUAUGGAGGGUUCAACUUUCAUGAAUGGUUUUGGCCAUAGAUCUUCCUACUGGGCAGGAGGAAAUACACUAUCCGGAUAUAAUACCAAUGUCUACAGGGUGCCAACAACUCGACGGCAGCAAACGUUUAAGUCUGGCACAAGACGGAUUAACAGUAAUUCUUCACAGAGAAGGAUCUUCAGCUCCAAUAGCCAAAAAGAUAUACUCACACAGCCAGUCAGUCAGGUUAACAACUAUUAUGACCCUGUCCAAAUGCCUGCCAGCCGCAGUGAGCCUGACUUGCCACACCUGAAUGACGGUCGCACUCUGCGUGGAGCUCCCAGCCAGCGCAUUCGCGCCAACCGGCGCAGCCUGUAUAGUGAUACCAUCCAGGAUGAUAUCAUAGUAAGCUCCCAGAGGAUGCCCGUACAAAAUUACAGAGCUCUCUCUUCAAGUUCCAACAUAGAGGAUGUUGCACAAAGCAGAUUUAUGAAUACUGUCAACAGAUUUGGCAUUGAGCAAGCAGAGGUUGAUAGUGCAGGACCAACAAAUGCUAAUAUCAGCUUUGAAGAGGCAGUACUAUUCCUGGACAACAAUAAUGAGGACUUGCAACUUUGUGGAGCCAGCUUCAUUCAACACGCCUGCUAUAAAGAAGCAACAGCUAAAGAUGAGCUUAAUAGGUUGGGGGGCAUCCAAAAACUCAUUUCCCUGAUUAAGAGUCGUAAUCCCAAGGUUCAGCAGGCAGUUGCUGGAGCUCUACGCAAUGCUGCCUUUAAAAAUGAUUUGAAUAAGAGGGAAAUAUUUAACAACUAUGGAAUCGAUGAAGCACUGAGAGUCCUCAAGAAUCAAGAGUCUUCUGAGACUCAAAAACAACUGACUGGCCUCUUGUGGAACUUGUCCUCACAUGAUGACCUGAAAUCUCGUAUGAUCAAUGUUGUUCUGCCUUCUCUUACCGAGAAUGUUGUGCUGCCCUUUGUUGGCUGUCCAGAAGAACGUAUUCCAGCAAACAACAAAAUGGACCCUGAGAUUUUCUUCAAUGCCACUGGAUGCCUCAGAAAUUUAAGCUGCUCUUCUGAAAAGGAACGCAAUGCCAUGAGGGAAUGUCGGGGAUUGAUUGACUCUCUGAUGAACUACCUACAGGGUUGUGUGGAUGCCAACAGACCAGAUGACAAAUCCGUGGAGAACUGUGCUUGCAUUUUGCACAACCUUUCCUAUCAGCUAAACUCAGAGGUGCCAUCCAAGCUUGAAACAAUGGAGUACUCACGUCCUCGCAAUUCCUCUUCUAGGAAGUCUUCAUCAUCAGUGGGUUGCUUUAGCCCUCGGAGUGGAAAAAUUUCAGAGGAGGAAGUAUUUAACUUCAAUGUAGUAGAAGAUAAAAACCCAGAAGGAGUGGAAUGGCUGCGCAACACUAAAGGACUAGAGACAUACAUGUCUUUAAUUAAAAACAGUAGAAAUGAAUCUACAAUUGAGGCCUGCGCUGGAGCUCUACAAAAUAUUACAGCUUGCAAGAGCACAGUGUCAGAUGUAAUGAGUGACUCACUUGUGCGUAAGGUAAAGGGGCUCCCAGAAUUCUCCCGUCUGCUGCGGUCUAGCAAUAAGAACAUUCAGAAGGCUGCUGUGUCUGUGCUUGGAAACAUUGCACGAACUCCAAGUGUGCAGAAAACAAUGUGUCAACAAGUCCUCCCUGAUCUCUCCAAUAUGAUAAGGACUAUAGGUAACGAUUCAAAAAACUCAGAUGAUCUUAUGUCAACAGCAUGCAGCACUUUUCAUUUACUGGCAACGGCUGACGCUGGAACUGCCAAGAGGACGCUGGCUGAUGGCCAGUUGCUGACAGUGCUGCAUGAACUUUCCUUAGACAGGUCAAAUCCUAAAUCUUUGAAAUCUGCUUCCCUCUUAAUGUAUGAUCUCUGGGGACAGAAGGAGCUUCAGAAUUUGUUUAAAGAGAAAGGACUAAAAAAGGGAUACUUUGUGAAUGAUCUCGCCACUUCCACUAUGAAAUCUCUGCAGAAAAUUGCCUUAGGUUAGAAAAAAGAGGAAUGGAAGGAGGCCACCAUUUGCAAAGCUUCAACUGAAUGUACUACUUUCCCUGCAUAAGCUUCAGUGUUCCCUUUCUCUUUCAUGCCUUAUACAACAUUCAUUUUCAGUGUAAUGGUGUAAUAUCUACAGUUCUCUGUCGUUUUGGAUAAAUGAUGUUUAUUAGCUUAUACCUUUGAUUGCCACCUCGAGAUGAAUUAUGUUACAAUUUUGACUGAGCUUUCAUGUUCUCCAGUUUAUCUUCUGUGUUGAAAUACUUUUAUGAAUCAUUGCAGGCCUGUAACACUACUCUUGUUAAAUUACCAGAAGCACGCAUUGAAUUGCACAGCUCUCUGAGGAGUAGCAGCAGAAGAAAUCCAAGCUUGUCUCCCUCUUCUGAAAGUAUUUACUUCAAACCUUUAGAUCCUGUCUAUCUUUACUACAUGGAUAAUGUGUCCUGCAAAACCAUACUGUUGUCAUGAAGCACAUGGGGAGAAUUUAAGCAUCACCCUUUUCCCAGUCUCCAUCCCUGCUGUCAGGAAUUUCAGAACUCUUCUUGAAUCAGCUGACAACGGCAGUGUGUCUUUAAUAGGAUCAACAGCUUAUCAGUAUUAAUUCCAGAAUCCUUCAAUAUAGACUUAGUCAGUUCCACUUUGGACCUCUCUUUUUAAUGCUUUUAUGUUACCUAAAUAAUGCCAUUAACUUUUUUUUUAAAUCCUAUUAAGUAUUGCAGUCUUCAUUUAUACCAAAACUUCAUUUUGAUAUGAAUUCAGAAUAAUUCCCAACACUGUAAGAGAAGAUUGAAAGACUAGGAAAUGAAUGGAUGAAUGAAAGUAACUCUCUAAUUUAUCAAAUGUGCACUUAAUUUUUAAAUUUCUUUGAUUUAAGGCUAUCUUAAAAUGAAUGGAUAUGAUUGCAAGAAUUUAAAGAUGGCUUUGUUGGCAUGGAUGCUGAACAGCUUGGCUCCAGUGGAGUCAUUUUAGGAGCCUUUACUUUCUGUCUGCUUGUAUGUAAAUAAAGUUCUGAAUGUUCCAUAUAUUAUUCACUCUGCACUGUUGAGCAUCACAGGAAUGUACAAUUCUUAAUACAGUGAAGGUCAUAGGGAGAAUAAUACAACAAACUUGGGCCCCAGUAUUUUGUGCAAGACCAUUUCAGGCCUUCCUCUCCAAUGUUUCAAACAUUAAUUACAGAUGCUGGAUAAUGAUUAUAAAGUGUUUGUAUUCACUUCGUAAAACCCUGACCUAAUUUCAUAAUAUGAAUAUUGGGCACUAAUGUGUCAACUACUGUACAUGUACCUGUUCAGUCCUAUAAGGAACAGAAAAUUAAGCUUUGUCCUGAGAUAUGAACUCCAUUAAGUGUUCCUUCUAAAAAAACAUGGUCAAGGCUUCCACCCUCUAGCACUAACUGGAGGUGCUUUGACAGCAUCUCUAGCACUUUCUAAUGAAUUUAUAUCGGGCUCCUUAUAACCGUAACUGUGCCGUACAUCACAUUGAUCCAAAUGAGAUGUGUCACAGGACGAGAUUCCACUUUAUUAACCCAUCAUGGCAUACCAGUCAUGAUUUUCUGUCACAUAAAUUAUGGUGAUGCACAGUGUCUAUGUGAGAGAGCAUGUGUAUGUGUACAGUAGAUUGCAGAGCUAUACAUACAUUCAUACAUACUUUCAUAUAUAUAUAUAUAUAUUUUAUAUAUAUAAUUGGCUUAUUGUAAUGGAAAGUCUAAGAAAAUAUGAAGGAGAGUUAAGUAUUUCAUAUGUUAUGAAAUUAUAUACAGUGUAGAGGUUGGCGUGGUGGCACCUAGUUUAGCACUGCUGCCUUGCGACUUGUGGAAAUUGGGUUUGAAUCCAGCCCAAUAUAUGUUUUAUUUGGAUUAUAAAGGUUCUUCCUCUUAGUUAUUGGCUAGAUAUUAACUUGCUUUGUGUGAAUGCAAAUGCUUCCAGGGCAGGGGCUUACUGUGUGUGUGUAUUCUGUAUCACCAGUAUAGGCCCUGACUCACUGAGACCUUAUAAUGGAAAAAAGCAUUUAAAAAAUGUUUUUAGAACCAUAUACUUUUUUAUUCAUGUUAACUUAGCAGACAUUGGCCAAGGUCAUUUUUGUGACAAUGCGUGAGUGUGCUUAGUGACAAAGAAAUAAUAUCAAGCAGCAAGUACUUGCUUCCCUUUGUGCUGAGUAAAUACACAAGGCCAACUGCCUCACUGGCUAGAUGGACUUGGCCCAGGCUUCUCACAAUGUCCACUGUUCCCGGGUAACACCACUUUCAGCAUGUACCCUUUAAAGGAGCAGCACAUUUAUCCAUCCCUUAUUGAACUCAGUUUGCCAUGUGCUAUUUUACAUAACAAACCAGCUACAAGUAGAGAAUAUAUAGAUUUUUUUGGGAUAAUGCAUUAUUUUUCUCUAGCUUUUUUACCAUGUUAAAUUUAAGAAUAAAUGUUUAGAAAGCACUGUACUCUCUUCAUUGUUAUCUUUCUUUUUGCUUAAAAUAUGCUCAUGUAACUGCAUUUGAAAUGUGCCUUGUAAACAAUUCUUAAUAAAGCACUUAAAAUUACA
Polypterus senegalus (gray bichir) is the source of this 4830-nucleotide messenger RNA. It is a transcript of the gene pkp1a, whose product is annotated as plakophilin-1. Gene Ontology annotation, biological process: cell-cell junction assembly; intermediate filament bundle assembly; cell-cell adhesion. Gene Ontology annotation, molecular function: cadherin binding. Gene Ontology annotation, cellular component: adherens junction; cytoplasm; nucleus. The coding region runs from base 104 to 2299 and encodes 731 amino acids. The transcript has 14 exons. NCBI's taxonomy places the organism in Eukaryota, Metazoa, Chordata, Cladistia, Polypteriformes, Polypteridae. The record is from RefSeq and is a predicted model, not a curated record.